GGACCCGGCUGAGAGCAGAUAGACAGGCAGCAGAUAGACAGGGAGAAAUGGCGCCUCGAUGCUGCGCUCACUGAGGUGGUUUUUUUUUGGAGCCGGUUAGAGAGAUUCAAUGAGGACCGUUUGAAGGAGUAACCAUGGAGAACACGAGGAAAAGCUCUCGGAAUCGGAGUGGUCCCUUCAUCUCCUCCAGGACUAGGUCGUCUUCGAGAAACUCUGUGGAACAUAAGGAGCCCGGCAGCGAUGCGAGCAGUCCGCGUUUGGCUCCGCCCUCCAAGCGAACGCGGAGGCAGGCGGCCUCCGAGCCAAGCUCUAGUGACACUUCCCCUUCCCCGAAGGCGAAGGGCCAGAGGGUCAGCUGGGGCAUUUCUACCUACCGCACCCGGCUGUCCUCUCGCAGAAUGCAAAAUGGCCACGCCGGUAUGAGUCACCGGAACGAUGACAGCGGAGGGGGGGAUCACUCCCGUAUGAACGGCCACGUGGAGCUGAAGAGGAGCUGCCGAGUGAGGAAGAGCCAGUUUCAACACCUCAAUCAGAGCCUGCUGUUUGACCAGCUGGUCAACAGCACUGCUGAGGCUGUUCUCCAGGAGAUGGACAACAUCACCAGCAUCAGGCAGAGCCGUGAGGUGGAGCAGCUCCGCAUGUGGAGCGGAGAAACCGAGGAGGAAAGCAUGGACAUGUAUUCCCGAGUGAAACGCAGGAAAUCAAUGCGUAGAGCCUCUUUCAACAUAUCCGCGCACCACAAAGUCAUGAGCAAGGAUGAUGACGACGACGAUGAAGAGGAGGAGGAGGAGGAAGGGACAGAAGAGUCUCACGGCGAAGAAGAGGAGGAUGCAGAGGAUGAUGAUGACGAAGACGAUGAAGGAGACGAAGCUGAAGAGGCGGGGGAAGAAAACGACCGACCUUACAACUUGAGGCAGCGGAAGACCGUACAGAGAUAUGAAGCUCCACCGAUUGAGCCAGUGAACAGGAAGCAGAGCAACCCCUCCCUGUUCGACACCCACAUGUCUCCAGCUAGAAGAAGCCAUAUCAGAGUGAAGAAACACGCCAUUCACAGCAGUGACACCACCUCAUCGUCCGAUGAAGAGCGUUUUGAGAGGAGGAAAAGCAAGAGCAUGACCCGGGCCCGGAACAGAUGUUUGCCCAUGAACCUGACAUCUGAGGACCUGGCCAGCGGCGUGCUACGAGACCGAGUGAAGGUGGGCGCCAGCUUAGCGGACGUGGACCCCAUGAACUUUGACACUUCAGUGCGAUUUGACGGCGUGGGCGGCCUCAGUGAGCACAUCCAGUCACUAAAGGAGAUGGUGGUGUUCCCUCUGCUCUACCCAGAGGUCUUUGAGAAAUUCAAAAUUCAGCCCCCCCGAGGGUGUUUGUUCUACGGCCCGCCUGGAACAGGAAAGACCCUGGUUGCUCGAGCACUCGCCAACGAGUGCAGUCAGGGAGACAGGAAGGUUUCCUUCUUUAUGAGGAAAGGAGCCGACUGCCUCAGCAAGUGGGUCGGCGAAUCAGAACGGCAGCUACGCCUGCUCUUUGACCAGGCUUACCUGAUGAGGCCAUCCAUCAUUUUCUUUGAUGAGAUUGAUGGUUUGGCUCCUGUCCGCUCCAGCAGACAGGACCAGAUACACAGUUCCAUUGUGUCCACGUUGUUGGCCUUGAUGGACGGUUUGGACAGUCGUGGGGAGAUGGUUGUCAUCGGUGCUACAAACAGACUCGACUCCAUCGACCCGGCCCUCAGGAGGCCUGGACGUUUCGACCGGGAGUUUCUCUUCAGCCUUCCGGACAAGAAGGCCAGAAAGCAGAUUUUGAAAAUUCACACGAGGGACUGGAAUCCCAAACUGGCUGAGCCAUUUCUAGAUGAACUUGCAGAAAAAUGUGUCGGCUACUGCGGUGCUGACAUCAAAGCACUUUGCACAGAGGCGGCCUUGAUGGCGCUGCGCCGCCGCUAUCCCCAGAUUUAUGGCAGCAGCAUCAAACUGAAGCUGGACGUCGCCUCAAUCGUCCUGGGGCCUGGCGACUUCAGCAAGGCCAUGAGGACGAUUGUCCCAGCCUCCCAGCGGGCUCUGGCCCCCCCGGGCCGAGCCCUGUCCCCCACCCUCAGCCCCCUGCUGGCCAGCUCUUUCUCCUCGGUGCUGAAAGCUCUUCUCCGAGUCUUCCCCCACGCUCAGUGUGCCGACAGGGACAACACACAAGGCGGCGACAAUCAUCUCUUAGAAGAGGACGUGUACAGCGACGACGACAAUGAGGACGGCUCUGCCUCCAUUUACGAAGUUCCGCCUUCUGCAUCCCCAAAGAGUCAGCAUUCCUCUUCUGCAAUGCACAGAACCUUUCUCCAGCUCUCCACUUGUGCCCUCCGACAGCCCACGGCGUUCCGGCCUCGUCUGCUGUUGGCAGGAGCCCCGGGUUCUGGACAAAGCUCCCAUUUGGCUCCGGCCCUGCUCCACCACCUGGACAAGCUACCAGUACACCGCCUGGACUUGCCCACUUUGUACUCCGUCAGCGCCAAGACGCCGGAGGAGUCCUGUGCUCAGGUUUUCCGUGAGGCUCGUCGAAGCGUGCCCAGCGUGGUGUACAUGCCGCAUGUCUCCGAGUGGUGGGACACCGUGAGCGAGACUGUGAAGAGCACCUUCCUCACUCUGCUGCAUGACGUGCCCUCGUUCAGCCCCAUCCUCAUCCUCGCAACCGCCGAGACUCAGUACUUAAAGUUGUCUGAUGAGGUGAGGAGUAUAUUUCAGAGGAGCUAUGGGGAGGUGCUCACGCUGUGCCCUCCAGGAGAAGAGGAGAGGAGGAAGUUCUUCUCUGAUCUGCUGCUGGUUCAAGCAGCCAGACCACCGCCUCGCCCCAGGAGCACAGAGAGGUGUGAAGAAGUUCUGCCAGUAGCAGACUCUCCAGGUCCAAGGGUCCUAUCAGCAGAGGAGCAGCGCCGCCUGGCUGAGCAGGAGGAGAACACACUACGGGAACUCCGACUCUUUCUCAGGGACGUGACCAAGCGCCUGGCCACUGACAAACGAUUCAACAUCUUCAGCAAGCCAGUCGACAUUGAUGAGGUGUCAGACUACCUGGAGGUGAUUAGGCAGCCUAUGGACCUAUCCACUGUCAUGACAAAGAUUGACACUCAUAAAUACCUGACAGCCAAGGAUUUCCUGGUGGACAUCGACCUCAUUUGCAGCAACGCUUUAGAGUACAACCCUGACAAGGAUCCCGGGGAUAAGGUGAUCAGGCACAGAGCGUGCAGUCUAAAGGACACGGCUCACGCUAUAUUCGCUUCUGAGCUAGAUCCAGAGUUCGACCGCAUGUGUGAAGACAUCAAGGAGGCACGCAAAAAAAGAGACCCCCAGUCGCUGGCUCAGCUGACGGACCCCCCAAGUGUUUCACCAACUCGAAAGCAGCCAUGUGGAGGAGAGGAGCAGGCCAGGACGAGCUCCUACGGAGAGUCCCCCUACAAACCGUCCCCCACAAAUCAUUUCAAACGGAAGAUUUACAGACGAUUAUCUUGGCAACGUGGCAUCAUUCCUAAGAAGAAAAUCUACAAAAAGGUGACCGAGGAGGAAGAGGAGGAGCCAGAGGCAGAAGUGGAAGCUGCAGGUCCCAGUGACUCGUGUCUGACGCAGGACGAGGACUCGUCUUGUGAUACCACAGGUCCCCAGCCCAAUGGUCAUCACCCCCACAUCACCUCAACAGAGGAGGAGAGCUCCAGUGAGCCCCUUGUGGCAGCUCGUGCUGAUCUCCCAGAUGCCAGUGAAACAAAAAAGGGAACAAAGCCUGAAGAGGAGGUGGAGCCCAGAGCCACAGAGGCAGAGUCUGAGAAUAUGGAGAAACACUCAGAGCCGCGCUGCCUUGGUGGCAAUUCCGUACUGAAUGCAGACAGGGACAGUCGGGCCCAACAGGCCGACUUCCAGCCUUUGAUUGAAACGUUCAAGUCCUCAGAUGCUCAGGUCCCGCCUAAACACACAGAGGGUCUCCUAGUUUCUCAAAUGGGCAGCGUGAAUGGAACUGAGUCCAUGGAUAGCCUGGAUUUACAUAGUCUCAAGAGGAGCAGUGAGGCAGACACAAGGACUCCUCAGAGCCCCGCUGAGGGUGGUAAUAAAGAUCAGAAAGAGCACAAAGAGCAGAGUGUCAGUAAACCAACUCAGGAGCAACAUCCUGUGGAUGGUGGGCCCAUUACCAAAACCGUGGAGGAGGAUCAAGACACAGACGAUGGUUCCAAAGAAAGGACGCACAUGUGGAGCUUGUCGGAGCAAUUAAAUGAGCCUGCCGGAAGGACAGAGAAGGAGAGACAACCCCCACCCCCACGUCCUCCAGUAGUGAUCGACAACGAGCGACUUUUGGCUCUUCUGGACAUGGCGGUGAAGAAGAGUGAGGGCCACACUGUGGAGCAGCUGGAGAGACUCUACUGCCUCCUCAGCCAGAGCAUCUACCAGCACCGCAGAGAGUAUGACAAGACCCGGCUACUAGAGGAGAUGGAGGAGAGAAUCCAGCGUUUUGACACAUUCCUGUGAGAUGGAGACAACAUCAGGUAGAUCCUGAACAGUCUGGGACCACAAACACAUGCCCUCAUCUUGGUAGGAGAACAAGAACGAGGACAGAGACUUUCAAAGGUGCUAUCGUCUCAGGAACCUGGCCAGAUCCAGACCCAUUCUUCACAACCAAACACUCGGAGUGUGUUUGCGCUCCGCCGGGUGACCCUGGUGCUACUCGGGUGCUAUCCUAAACUUUGUUUCAUGCUGCUCUUGGGAACAUUUCUCAACCCCGAUGACCUGUAAACCUACAGAUUAGGUGAUGUCAUAUCAUGACCUGGCCGCUCCCUCCACAGCAGACAGCUCACCACACACACACACACACACACACGCACACACACACACACACACACACACACACACGCACGCACGCGCACACACACACACACACACGCACGCGCACACACACACACACACACACACACACACAUUCAGACCCUCACCAGCAGAAGUGUGACUGCGGAGUGUCACCAGGAGAGCCUGGAUCGCGUUUUGAAUCACUGAACUGUACUGCUGAAGCCCUCUUGCUGUUGAGUGGAGCUCAUCACCAUCACCGUGCUUUUAUGUGGCUAAUUCCUUUCUGCCAUUUUAGCUACUUGACCUGUUCACUAUCUGAGCCACCGACUAGGAUCCUCACCCCGAACAAAAGCUCACCGAGAACAUUCAGCGCCAUCAGGAUGAGGUCAGCACAGCCGCCACAUUCUCUGCAGACGGGGGAGCCAUUUAGUUGUUCAGGAGUCGACCUGCGGCCCCCCCCCCCCUCCUAUCAAAGAAUGUUUUCUUUCCCUGUUCCCC
Messenger RNA from Nothobranchius furzeri (turquoise killifish), 5306 nucleotides. RefSeq names its product ATPase family AAA domain containing 2B (gene atad2b). Gene Ontology annotation, biological process: positive regulation of transcription by RNA polymerase II. Gene Ontology annotation, cellular component: nucleus. The record is from RefSeq and is a predicted model, not a curated record. Gene Ontology annotation, molecular function: histone binding; ATP binding; ATP hydrolysis activity. NCBI's taxonomy places the organism in Eukaryota, Metazoa, Chordata, Actinopteri, Cyprinodontiformes, Nothobranchiidae.